AUGGCUCCCACCACUGCAUCCCAGCCCGUCGCGGCUGCACCCGCCGACGCCGCCAAGAAGGACAAAAGCCACAAGAAGGACAAGAAGGCCGCUGUCGUCGAUGCUGCUGUUGCUGCCGACGAUGCCGACGCCGAUGCCGUGGCAGAAGAGCUCGAUGCUGCUGACGGCGAAACCGACGCCGCCAAAAAGGACCGCAAACGCGAGAAGAAGGAGCGCAAGGAACGCGAACGUCUCGAACGCGAGCAGGCAGAGAAGGAUGCCGCCACCGUCGCCGCCGCCUCUGCUGCCCAAGCCGUCUCGGCCGUCGCGUCCGCCACGCGUCUUCCCAUCGACCCUUCCCUCGAUGGCUCCUUCGCCGCUGCAGAGAACACAGCCCUCGAUGCCCCGGUCGCUGCGGCUGCUCCUGCCGCUGUUGUCCCCGAGCAGUCUGCCGUGACGCAACCCACCCAGGUGGCCACCAAUGCAGCUGCCCCUGCUGUCCCCACAUCCGCCCCGGUCGACCCCGUCACCGGCGAGCCCAUCAAGCGAAAGCGUGGUCGCCCCAAGAAGGACCCCAACGCGCCCCCUACCGUCAAGAAGCCCAAGCGUGACGCCGGCGAGAACGGAUCGCGACGCGGUCGACGCCCCAAGAUGUCCGAGGAGGCCGCCAUCGAGGAGCUCAAGGGUCUUUCGCGCCGCGAGCUGCUCGUCGAACGCGUCUACUCGUCCGACAUGCUCGCCAAGCUCGAGAGGACGAUCGGGCUCAAGUAUCAGAAGGGUCGCUUCACCACCGAGGAGCAGGACAUCAUCAAGAACGGCAUCGCCGAAUUCAUGAAGCUCAAGAACCUCAACGAAGAGGACUUCCAGGAGCUCCUCUACAACUACCGUGAAAAGGGCUGGGAGAGGAUGUACACCGAGCUCUGGAAGGACCUCGCCGGUCGCCUCGACGGCCGUCCCAACAUCGCCGUCCGAUUGCACGUCCGCACCAACAAGUCGCAGUUCCGAAGGCAGGGACGCUACACGCUCGCCGAGGACUUUGAGAUCCGCAACCGCAUGGGCGUGCUGCGCGAAGAUGCCGCCUCGGUCGCCAAGCGCCUGGGCCGUCUGAACCAGGACGUGCUGUCGCGCUUUGUCAAGCUGCAGGUGAGGGACGAGAUGGCCGAGGGACCCACGUGGACCGCCGAGGAGGACAAGGCAGUGAUCGCAGCUCUGGAGCAGUACAAGCAGGAGCACCCGGGCGAGGUCAUCUCGUGGAAGGCCAUCGCCAACAUGAUGGGCAACAAGCGAAGCUACAAGGUGUAUUCGAACCUGUUCUCCAAUAUCCGCUCGCGUGUAGAUCGCAGCGGUCUCAACCCCAAGCGCGACUACGGAACCUCGCUCGAGGAUGCCGCCGCGGCUGCAUCGCAGCAGGCGGUGCGUGGCAUCCAGCGCCACCCGACGCGUGCCGAGCUAGACAACAGCGUGUGGAUUCCCGGUGAGGACGACCUGAUCCUGCUGCAGCGUCUCAACUUCCAGGACACUUUCACUGAAGCGUCGGUGCGAUGGGGCGACCUGUCGUUCGAUACGUGGCAGUGGCCCGAGGAGGCGCUCAAGCAGCAAUUUGCGCAGAUCAAGUCGCGCUACCUGCCCGAGGGCUUUUCGGGCGGCUGGCAAGAGACGCUGGACAAGAUCAUCCGAACCAUCCGCACGCGUCGAACUAAGAAGGAGAUCGACGACGAGGGUGAGGACCAGCGCGAGACGGCUGGCGAGUCGAGCACGCAGGCUGCAGCUGCUGCUGCCGAGACGCCGGCUGCUGCGUCCGCGGCGGCAGCUCCGGAGGCUGCACCUGCUGCGAUCGAUCCAGCCCUGGAUGCCAGUGUUGCUGAACCCGCUUCUACGACCGCUUGA
Pseudozyma hubeiensis SY62 is the source of this 1866-nucleotide messenger RNA. RefSeq names its product nucleolar protein. Bases 1 to 1866 code for a protein of 621 amino acids. Gene Ontology annotation, cellular component: nucleus. The transcript has a single exon. Gene Ontology annotation, biological process: regulation of DNA-templated transcription. The record is from RefSeq and is a predicted model, not a curated record. NCBI's taxonomy places the organism in Eukaryota, Fungi, Basidiomycota, Ustilaginomycetes, Ustilaginales, Ustilaginaceae. Gene Ontology annotation, molecular function: transcription cis-regulatory region binding; DNA-binding transcription factor activity.